Homarus americanus (American lobster) is the source of this 648-nucleotide messenger RNA. Its product is annotated as cell surface glycoprotein 1-like. The record is from RefSeq and is a predicted model, not a curated record. NCBI's taxonomy places the organism in Eukaryota, Metazoa, Arthropoda, Malacostraca, Decapoda, Nephropidae. Bases 1 to 648 code for a protein of 215 amino acids. The transcript is spliced from 2 exons.
AUGACGGGAGUAGUGGCUCCAGCCCGGGGCGUCGAUCAGGGAGGUGUCAGUGGCCUUAGCACCAAGACAUCGGCUGCACCUGCAGACACCAAGCAUUACCGGCCAGUACCUGCAGAUACCAAGCAUUACCGGCCAGUACCUGCAGAUACCAAGGAUUACCGCCCAGUACCUGCAGAUACCAACCAUUACCGGCCAGUACCUGCAGAUAACAAGCUUUACCGCCCAGUACCUGCAGAUAACAAGCUUUACCGACCAGUACCUACAGAUAACAGCCAUUACUGCCCAGUACCUGCAGAUAACAACCAUUACCGCCCAAUACCUGCAGAUACCAAGCAUUACCAGCCAGUACCUGCACAUAACAACCAUUACUGCCCAGUACCUGCAGACACCAAGCAUUACCUGCCAGUACCUGUUGACAUCGAGCAUUACCGGCCAGUACCUGCAGACACCAAGCAUUACCGGCCAGUACCUGUAGAUACCAAGCAUUACCGCCCAGUUCCUGCAGAAACCAUGCAUUACCGGCCAGUACCUGCAGAUAUCGCCAUUAUCGGCGAGUACCCGCAGACAUCACAUUACCGGCCAGUACCCAGAUACGGGCAUUACCGGGUCAGUACCCAGACACCAAGCAUUACCGGCCAGUACCUGUAG